AUGGGUGACGCUGUACAAGAAAUUAACGGGAUCGCCCCAGCCGCAGUUAUCAAAAACAUCGACCUCAGCGCCAUCUUCUCCGAAAAUGUCCUUGCAAAAAUCAUCCAAGUGGCCCAACGAGGCCUAAAGAAACCAGCCCCUCUACCCUCCUACCCCCACACAGUCCCCCAGACAGGCCCCAACGCCGGCCGCUACGAAGAACGCGAAUCCCUCUUCUGGACCUGCGGAUUCUUCCCAGGAAGCAUCUACACGCUCCUCGAGCGCUCCAUGAAAUACCCCCAAGCCCUCUCUGUUCCCCCUCAACUCCGGCCUACCAUGCAAGAAUACCUCUUGAAACUAGGCCGCCACUACAGCGUCGCCAUCCGUCAAAUGUCCAGCAGAACAGACACCCACGACAUGGGUUUCAUCGUGCAACCGGCCCUGCAGCGCGACUGGGAACUCACCGGCAACAAGGAAAGCCUUGCCGCUGUCGUCAACGCAGCCGAGGCACUGGCAUCGCGGUACGACGAGCGUGUGCAGGCGAUUCGGAGUUGGGACACUGCAAUCAACGAUCGCUACAGUAUAACCGACAUGGAGGAGAACUUUCUCGUCAUAAUCGACAGCAUGUGCAACCUCGACCUCCUCUACUUCACCUCGCACACCACCUCCUCCCCGCACCUCUCUGCCAUAGCAACAACCCACGCCACGCGCAUAACCCACGAGAUCCUACGCCAAGACUACUCCUCGUACCACCUCGUCAACUUCUCCCCGCGCACGGGGCUCGUGCAGGCAAAAAUGACGAACCAGGGCCAUGCCGACGCGUCGACGUGGAGUCGCGGCCAAGCGUGGUCGGUGCUGGGCUUCGCGCAGACGUAUGCGUGGACAAAAGACGCACAGUUUCUGGCGACGGCGGUGGGGUGUGCACGGUAUUUUCUCAAGAGGUGCAGGGAGGGCGAGGGGAGAUGGAGGGCCGAGUUGGUGCCGAGGUGGGAUUUUGAUGCGCCGGUUGGGGAAGGGGAUGGGGAGGAAGAGGAAGGGGAAGGGGAAAGGGGCCCGCUGAGAGAUGUUUCUGCAGGUGUGAUUGCGGCGAAUGGGUUGUUGAUUAUACAUCAGGCGCUUCAGGGUUUGGAUGCGGAGACUGCGGCGGAAAUGGGCGGUGGAGUUGAUUUUUUGGAGACGGCGCUGCAGAUUGUGGCGCAGACGAUUGAGUAUGCGUAUGAUAGCGACAUGGCGCUGUUUGAGGCGCGGGGCGAGGGAAAGGUGAAUGGGGGUGCGAGUGGUGGGGAAGGUGUGGUGGUCAAGGAAUCGUCGUUUGAUGGCAUACUGCGACACAGUACGACGAACUGGAAUGAGCAUGCGCACCAAAAGUACAAGGAUCACGGGCUUGUAUACGCCGACUACUAUUUGCUGGAAUUCGGCAACAAGCUGUUGAGGGCAGGGCUAAUUUAG
This is a messenger RNA of Bipolaris oryzae ATCC 44560, 1428 nucleotides long. RefSeq names its product glycoside hydrolase family 88 protein. The record is from RefSeq and is a predicted model, not a curated record. Bases 1 to 1428 code for a protein of 475 amino acids. Gene Ontology annotation, biological process: polysaccharide catabolic process. Lineage: Eukaryota; Fungi; Ascomycota; Dothideomycetes; Pleosporales; Pleosporaceae. Gene Ontology annotation, molecular function: chondroitin hydrolase activity. The transcript has 4 exons.